Adineta ricciae is the source of this 1032-nucleotide messenger RNA. Lineage: Eukaryota; Metazoa; Rotifera; Eurotatoria; Adinetida; Adinetidae. The record is from the annotation of a GenBank genome assembly.
AUGGACAAGAUUCGACUCGGAAAUAUUGCUACGAAUUCGUCGUCAAAUGACAUGAUGGAUAAAGCUAAGCGUGUAUGGGAUAUGCUCGAUGAAUUAGCAUCAAGUGAUCCAACAGCUUAUAAAAGUUAUAUUCAAAAAACGCUUAAAGAAGGCAAAGAAUGGAUGACACCGCCAACACCGUGUUUUGCAGUUCGAUCCGUCUUAUAUAAUAAACCAAAUUUCGAAAUAUUCUAUUUAAAUGUAUUUACUUGGAAUCGAUUGCCAGCUCCGAACAAAACUGACGAGGCGAUCAAAAUGUAUCCAAUCACACCGACGGAAACCUCAUUCGAUAAUGAAUCUUGCGUUAUUUUUAAUGUGGCCGUUCAUCCAAAUACGAUGGAGACGGCUCCACAAGAGCAUCUAAUUCAAUCUAUACUAAAUUUAGUCAUAUCUGAAUAUAAGUUACAUGUUGAUCACGAGCAAUAUUGUUUCCUCCAGGAGAAAACAGCAGGAAAUCUAAAAGAAAUUCAACGACAAUUCCUUAAGCCAGUUUCAAAAACUGAUCAAAACGACGAUAAUAAUGUCGAAGCUUUUGCCGAUAAAGAUCUAAGUCCUUCGUUAAUCAAACAACUAUCAUCUAUAACAUUAACGAAUCAACCAUCAUCAUCUAAUCAACAAGAAUCACAUCAACCGAAGAAAAGUGUCAAACCGCCCGUGCUGAUUGAAGAAUUAUGGACUACUCCUGUAUUUACCGAAGAAAUUUCAACCAACAACAAAUCACUAAUUAUUCGCGUUUCACUACCUGAUUGUGAGAGUGUAGUUGAUUGUGAUGUGCUAUUUCUACCAGAAGAAGAAACUAUACAAGUGGAAUGUUCGAAACUUCAUAUGCGUCUCAAGCUUGAUAUGAAGAAACGCAAGAAACCAGACGUAGCAGAUUCCACUAGUAUAUUCGCUAUCAAAAGUUCAUCGGCGAAAUUUGUACGUAAAACACAACAACUGGUUCUUACUAUUCCCAUCAUUGUAGAAUCGAGGACAAACGUUGAAAAUACGUGA